Messenger RNA from Populus trichocarpa (black cottonwood), 2215 nucleotides. RefSeq lists its product as uncharacterized. The coding region runs from base 923 to 2107 and encodes 394 amino acids. The transcript has 3 exons. Lineage: Eukaryota; Viridiplantae; Streptophyta; Magnoliopsida; Malpighiales; Salicaceae. The record is from RefSeq and is a predicted model, not a curated record.
AAACUCAUGGUGCACAAAUAAUUAGAGGGUGAGAGGAAAAACUAAGGAUCAACGGUCCAAUGAAAUUGCUAAAGUGUGACAAAAUAGUUGAUAAUACUAAGCGUGAAAGCGGUUUUAAGUAACUAUCAAAUGAGCUAAUCCAUACCGGAAAAGUUUUUCAAACAAUGAAGAAGGCUGGGAAUAUAGAGCCAGCCAAUCUGCGUAGAGAUGUGGUUAUGAGCCUCAGCCCAACAAAGCCGAGUCUCUGUUCUUUUGCAAUUGGUGUUCCCAGUUCAGGCCAGCUUCAGUAUUUUCUUUUCUUGAUUAUUUUCUUCUUUUCUUGAGCAUAAUUACUUUUUUUUAUUCUUGCUUGAAUGGUUUUAUUUGUUUUUGUUUUUAUUUUCAGUCCAAAGUUUUCCAGUCACUCGAAAAGAUUUUAAUAAAUCUUCUGGGCAGGAGUCGAUUUUUUUUUUCAAUAAAGAAAAUGGUUUUUUUUUGGUUGUGACAUAUUUCUAGUGCUGAUUUUUUCCAAAACAUGUUUGGCAACGUUAAUUAAAAGUCAAGAGAACUGGUCUGAUGUAAAGUAUAAUAUGAUGGCUGUUAAAUUUUUAAAGCAUGAAUCUUUUGUUGUAAUCCCUCCAAAGUUUGAUGAAUAUAUCUUGUAUUGUUGAAGGUUUGGUGAUUCUUAUGUCUGUGUCUCUGUUGAUUGCUGUCCAUAGAUGACCAAAAUUUAAAUGAUGCUUUUUUUGGUAUGAAAAUGAUAUAUUGGGAUUCAGAUCUUAACUCUAACACUUUGUAUGCUUGAUCUGCCAAUGCUUAAGAUUGCAUCCUGCUUUACUGAUCUGAUCCUUCAUCAUCGAUCUGCUGCAACAAAAUGGGAUUUUUGAGUGUUUAUUGGCAAGUUUGGGAGGAGUCUUGUUCAAGCUCGGGAGACUCUUGAAACAUGAAGUUUAAAAAAGGGAAUCUGGUGGAGGUUUUAAGAAGAGAACACGACUCAUGUGGCUCAUGGUUUCCUGCCAGUGUAGUUUCAGCCCGUGGCAAUUAUUGUAAGAUUAGGUAUGAAUCACAUUCAGACAACAACGGAGAGCCAGUCAUGGAGAAGGUGCACAAGGAGGAUGUCAGGCCUCAGCCCCCUCAUAAAAAGAGGAAAAGAUGGAUUGUUGGUGAUGUUGCUGAGAUAUUUGAUUUUCAAUGUUGGAGAGAAGGUAAAAUUGCGAAGGUGUUGAAGAAUAACCUUUUUGUUGUGAGACUGUUUGGGUCCAUCCAACUUAAAGAAUUUCAUGAAUCGAAUAUAAGGAUUCAGCAGGCCUGGCGUAGCAAUAAUUGGUCGGUGAUAGGGAAGGUUGCCCACAAUAAAGAAUAUACCAAAAAUUGUACAGAAAAUAAGCCAAAGCAUUCCGGUAGCUUGAUGCGAAGGGCUCCAGUUCUGGUGGUGAGAAAAGAUCCAUGCUUACGAGAGAAAGAUGGACAGAAACACCUCAAGGAUGGACACAAUAACAUCAAAAAGGGUCUUGACCAUCAGCAUCUCGAAAGAUCUUCCAAGGACCUGAUUUCUUGUGUGGGAGGAUGUCACAAGCAACUUGCGAGGAAUCUUCCUUUGUUUAAGCGGGAAGACAGCAUAUCUGCAGAAAAAUUAAGAGUGGAUGAGAAAUUUAAGGGAUCUAGCGAGAUGAAUGCCAAGGUGGUAAAAGCAACUACUGAGUGGUUAUUUACUUCUCCCAGGCCUCGUUUGACUGAAGAUAGCAACCUUAUAAGUUCUGUUGCUAGUUGUAGAUCCAAUGGCUCUGUGGAUUCCUCCAGUCAUAAAUUCCAAAAACCAUUGGAUAAUACAUCCCACAACUCAGAUGCCGAGUCAUCAUUUCUUUCCUUUUCUGUCAUCAAGCGUUUAACUCCUUGUUUUGAACAAAAGCAAGGUGCUGAAAUCCAUGAACUAGAGUUUCAUGCUUAUAGGUCCACUGUGCAGGCAUUGUAUGCUUCAGGUCCUUUAAGUUGGGAGCAAGAGUCACUUCUGACAAAUCUUCGCCUGUCCCUUAAUAUUUCAGAUGAGGAACAUCUACUCCAUCUGAGGCAGCUAUUGUCUACCCAAGUCCUGCAAUCUUCUUCUUCCCCUAGAAUUCUUUCUUUGUAGGUCUACCCAUAGAUAACUCUGAGAUUGGUUCCUGUGGAUGUCAAACUACUAUAGUACAGUUGUUUUUGUUUGGAAAUGCAUUAAAAUAAUAUUGUUUUAUUUUUUAAA